Messenger RNA from Eublepharis macularius, 1277 nucleotides. It is a transcript of the gene TREX2, whose product is annotated as three prime repair exonuclease 2. The transcript has 3 exons. The record is from RefSeq and is a predicted model, not a curated record. Gene Ontology annotation, biological process: DNA catabolic process. Gene Ontology annotation, cellular component: cytoplasm. Lineage: Eukaryota; Metazoa; Chordata; Lepidosauria; Squamata; Eublepharidae. The coding region runs from base 152 to 835 and encodes 227 amino acids. Gene Ontology annotation, molecular function: 3'-5'-DNA exonuclease activity; nucleic acid binding.
CUAAUUCCCAUUGGAAUGAAACGAGUCCUUGCCGCUGAUUCCGCACACCAGGACGCCUUGUUAGGUUUUGUCAGUUGUUUGCCUCCCUGAGAUCGCUUGAGAAUUCAGAUGCACCUAAAGAAUCGCUGCUUCUGUUAGGAAUCGUCCCGCCAUGACUUUCCCUCAGGAAUUCCAGACCUUUGUCUUCCUUGACAUCGAAACAACCGGCUUGCCCCGCGACCAGCCCUGUGUGGCUGAGCUGAGCCUCUUUGCAGUGAACCGUCAUUCCCUGCAGCGCCCUGCCCCAUAUUUGUCGCAGCCUCCAUUGCUGCCUCGCAUUUUGGACAAGCUCACUCUCUGCGUUGACCCCCAGAAGCCUUUCACUGCAAAAGCGGAGGAGAUCACUGGACUGAGCAACCGGACCUUGGAGGAGAAUUGCAAACCAGAUUUCAACAGUGCCAUCGUGGAGGCCUUGAGGGCGUUCCUGGACCGGCAAGCUCGCCCGGUCUGCCUGGUGGCCCACAACGGCCUGGGCUUUGACUUUCCCCUGCUACGGACAGAGCUCUGGAAGGUGGAUGCUGACCUGCCCCCAGACACCGGCUGCCUGGAUACGCUGCCAGCCCUGAAGGAACUGGAUAAAGCAACAAAUCAGAGCUACCGGCUGGGAGAGGUGUUCCGGCGCAUCUAUGGUCAGGAACCAGUUGGAGCCCACUCAGCGGAAGGGGACGUGCUCACUCUUCUCUUGGUGUUCCUUGCUAAAGCCCCCGAGUUGAUGGCCUGGGCAGCCGUCAAUGCCCGUAGCUGGGGAGAGAUAAAACCAAUGUACCCGCCCAGUCCAGUCAGCCGCAGAAACUGAUGCCAAAUCCCAGCCAGAAUGAACCAAUAAUGCUUUGUAUCAUGUAGCCUGUGGGUGUGUAAAGUGCCAUCAAGUUCUAGCUGACUUAUAGUGACCCCGUAGGGUUUUCAUGUCAAGAUGUUCAGAGAUGGUUUGCCUUUGCCUGCCUCUGUGUGUAACAACCCUGGACUUCCUUGGUGAUCUCCCAUCCAAGUGCAAACAAGGGCUAACCCUGCUUAGUUUCUGUGAUCUGACGAGAUUGGGCUAGCCUGGGCCAUCCAGGUCAGGGCAGUCGCCCACUAUAUAGGGCUGUUCGCCAGGCUGGCGACUUGCAGUGGCCUCAGAAGUUGGUGCUGGAAGAAUGAGACUCAGCUCUCCUUCUCUGACAGCCCAGUCUUGUGUCAAGCUAUUCCGACCGAAGCCCAUCAAAAUCAGUGGUCUUUAGAGCCAAGCUACAAGUGAC